This is a messenger RNA of Acanthoscelides obtectus, 1876 nucleotides long. NCBI's taxonomy places the organism in Eukaryota, Metazoa, Arthropoda, Insecta, Coleoptera, Chrysomelidae. The record is from the annotation of a GenBank genome assembly.
UAUAUGGUUCCGACCAGACGCGCAUCAUCAGUGUCGCUUGAAAAUAGUAAAAUUUGUAACAAGCUUUAUUUUCCAAAUGUCGAACGGAAAUAGGAGCAAUCACACAGAUAAAUCGAUUAUGAAAAGAAAAGUAGGGAAAUGGUGUACAAAAAAGCAAAAAUCUGCCACCUACUCAGAGGAGACUCUACAACAGGCACUCAAAGAUGUCCGGGCUGGUGAAUCAAAAAAAUCAGUUGCCCAGAAGUACGGGAUACCUAGAGCCACUAUCCAGUUUCGACUGAAAAACAAGUUAGCUGGAGCAAAACGAGGUCGCAGAACAUACUUGACUGAAGAAGAGGAAGCUAAAAUUGUCAAUUGGAUAUUGGAAAAUGACAGGAAGGGUUUUCCAAGAAGACAGAUUGACCUACAGCUAGCAGUGAAGUCAUUCCUGGAUAAUCAUGAAAGGGACAAUCCAUUUACGAAUAACUUUCCCGGUAUACACUGGUACAAAUUAUUCAUGAAACGACACCCACAACUGAGUGAGCGCACUGCUGAAGGGAUUACAUCUGCUUCCUCAGUUGUUUCCGAAAAUAAUAUAAGAGGAUGGUUCAGAGAUAUUGAGAAGUACCUUAAAGAGAAGGAUCUGUUUUCAAUAUUGGCGGACCCAAGUCGCGUAUUUAAUGGCGAUGAAACAUGUUUUCAGUAUAAUCCAAAAUUGGGAAAGGUCAUUGCACCAAGAGGUAAAAAAAAUGUUUACGAGGUUGAUCUGGGUAAAGCCAAGGAAAAUUUGACGGCAAUGUUUACAUUUUCUGCCUCAGGUAUAACAACGCCGCCAAUGAUCAUCUACCCAAACAAGAGGCUCAAGUCGGCUGUAGCAAAUGUCAUACCGGAUGAAUGGGCGAUAGGUUUGAGUGAAAAUGGCUGGAUGAAAUCGGAAAUAUUCAUUGAUUACAUACAAAACCAUUUAUAUCCCCAUUUGAAACAAAUUAAUACUAGAUUCCCAAUCAUUCUUUUCGUUGAUGGUCAUAAAUCACACCUAUCUCUGGAGCUGAGUGAGGUUUGUACCAAACUCGAAAUUGUUUUGGUUGCACUAUACCCAAAUUGCACAAGAAUUAUGCAACCAGCUGAUGUAGCCAAUUUUAGACCGCUCAAAAGCUUAUGGAAGAAAUCUGUUCUACAAUGGAGACAUGAAAAUCCUUACUGCCAGUUUGGCAAAGAGCAUUCCGCACCAGUUUUAGAAACUGCGAUAAAUGGACUUAACAAAGAGUCAACCAUUAAUGGAUUCAAAGCAUGUGGCCUUUUCCCAUGGAAUCCAGAUGCUCCGGAUUAUAGUAAAUGCCUAGGGAAAAAAACAAAUAGGGCUGAGAUAUCAGAGAGACAAGAGCAGCUACAAUCCAAUGUUAGUAAUUAUGAAGAUAUAUGGAAUGUGUUCGAUGAACUAUUAGUAAAAAGACUCAAAAAUGGAGCUAUUAGUGGUUGCUGCUCCUCAGACUGCGAGAAUUUCAACAUUUUAUUGAAAAUAUAUAAUAUUCUGGAACGCCAAAAGAAAAAUAAUACAGCCGGUGCGAAAUGUAUUUUCUCUCAGGAGGAGAUCAAUAACAUGCCGAUUGUAUUGCUGGACGAAGAACAACCCACUGAGGUAAAUGUUGACGAACUGCUUAUGAAUUUUACUUAUGACGAUGGUGAUAUGUUGAAUCAAAAUAUUCUUACGGAGAGUGAAUUAGAAACCAUCAACUUAUCAUUAAUGGGAAGUGGUAUUCACGCAGAAAUUGAUAACAUUACCACCGAACCUGCGAGGCAACUAAGUGAUAAUCCACUACAGAAGAGCUCAACUUCAAGUCCAGAGCAUAAUGGUGAAAAUGCCCAUAUUGAAAGAUUUUUAGAUCUUCAAGGUUAG